Molecule: messenger RNA, 1607 nt
Organism: Medicago truncatula (barrel medic)
Lineage: Eukaryota; Viridiplantae; Streptophyta; Magnoliopsida; Fabales; Fabaceae
Product: methylecgonone reductase
Exons: 5
Coding region: 49-1014 (321 amino acids)
Molecular function (GO): oxidoreductase activity, acting on the CH-OH group of donors, NAD or NADP as acceptor
Source: RefSeq, a predicted model, not a curated record
AUUGUGAAUUGUACGAAGCUUAAGCCUUGAACCAACACAAAAAAGAAGAUGGAAAUAAACAAAGUUCCAGAGGUGAUACUAAAUUCAGGGAAAAAUAUGCCAAUGAUAGGUUUAGGGACAUCAACAAGUCCCUCUCCACCACAUGAAGUCCUCACCUCAAUUUUGGUUGAUGCCAUUAAAAUAGGCUACAGGCAUUUUGAUACUGCUUCUAUCUAUAAUACUGAAGAACCUCUAGGCCAAGCUGUGUCAAAAGCUUUAGAGCUAGGCCUCGUUAAAAAUCGCGAUGAACUGUUCGUUACUUCCAAGUUAUGGUGUACUGAUGCUCACCAUGACCUUGUUCUCCCAGCUCUCAAAUCCACUCUCAAAAAUCUGGGAUUGGGGUAUGUGGAUCUCUAUUUGAUUCACUGGCCAGUAAGGUUGAAACAAGACGUUGAAGGCCAUAACUUUAAAGGUGAGGAUACAAUUCCUUUUGACAUAAAAGGAACAUGGGAAUCUAUGGAAGAUUGUUAUAGAUUGGGCAUAGCAAAGUCUAUUGGUGUCAGCAACUUUGGUAUCAAAAAGCUCUCCAUGCUCUUAGAAAAUGCCGAAAUUGCUCCUGCAGUUAACCAGGUGGAAAUGAACUCAUCAUGGCAUCAGGGGAAACUUAGAGAAUUCUGCAAGCAGAAAGGAAUCCAUGUGAGUGCAUGGUCACCACUAGGAGGCUACAAACUAAGUUGGGGUUCGCCUGCAGUGAUGGAGAAUUUGAUUCUGCGCAAAAUUGCUGAGGCUAGAAAGAAGAGUGUAGCCCAGAUAGCACUAAGAUGGAUAUACCAGCAAGGGGUAAUUCCCAUUGUGAAGAGCUUCAACAAGGAGAGGAUGAAACAAAACAUUGAAAUAUUUGAUUGGGAAUUGAACCAAGAAGAAUUAGACAAAAUUAAUCAGAUUCCUCAAUGCAGACUGCUAAAGGCAGAAAUGUUUGUAUCUGAUAAUGGACCUUACAAGUCAUUGGAAGAGCUGUGGGAUGGCGACCCUUAAGCGAAUUCUUGUUUAAAUAUUCGAUGGGAUCAAUGCAAGUACCCUCGGCUUACCAUGGGAGGUGGGUGGCCUUGACCUGCGUUCUUCCACUACGUGAAAUAAGGGAUUUAGCCUCAGUCAUUUGGGAUCAGUCGCACCUGACUAACGUCAAGCAACAAAUUAUGCGCUAUUUCCCAUCACUCAAAUGUAGAAUAGCGCCUACAACAAAUACGUGGUAUGUAUUAGCCAAAAAAUUGGUUCGAGCCAACACAAAUGUAUCCUAUGUGGUGAAGUUUUCACCCAAAACCCCUAGUUUCAGACCCAAAAGCCCUAGCUAUCCAUUUCACCUGAAAUCCCUUCGUUUAUUAACCGUUCCUUCAAAGAAAGGUACCCCUAGUUCAACACAAAUGUAUGAAUGAGAUGCAUGCUUGUAAUCUGUGCCAUCUAUUGCCUGUGCUAGCUAGAGGAUGAGAUAAAGGCUCGCUGAGACUGAUAAGAGGAAGAUCUCAUCAUAAGUGUAGUUGUUCACAGAUAACAGUUAUGUCAAGGGACAACUUUUCAGUCUAAUUGGUUAUAAGAAUAAAUUAGUCUUAUACAUUGAGUAGUUGAUAAAA